This is a messenger RNA of Cornus florida, 4253 nucleotides long. RefSeq names its product BRCT domain-containing protein At4g02110. Bases 246 to 3998 code for a protein of 1250 amino acids. The transcript is spliced from 10 exons. Lineage: Eukaryota; Viridiplantae; Streptophyta; Magnoliopsida; Cornales; Cornaceae. The record is from RefSeq and is a predicted model, not a curated record.
AUCCCUCCUUUUAAUUCAACCCACCCAUUAUCUUAUACAGUAGCACUAUUUCCUCCUUCCUCCACAAGUUUUAGACUGACUACGGAGACUUCUUUCCAACUGCUUCUCAUUAAUUGAUACACAAAGAAGAUACACUACUCACUAGCGUGUGUAUAUAUAUAUUUCUAUAUACCCAAUUCUCGUGUUCCUCUCUCCUCAAAGAUUUACCUGAUUUUGAAUCUACAGAGUCGAGUCGGUUCGCUUCAAUGUUGGAAACCAGACCAGAUUCAUCACCAUUUGACCACCCUUCUCAAACUUUCGCUGGUGUACGUUUUGUCCUCCUCGGAUUCGAUCCAAUCGAUGACAACAAGGUUCGUUUUAAACUUGUUAAUGGUGGCGGGAUUGAUGUUGGUCAGUAUAAUCCGAAUUGCACACACGUUAUUGUUGACAAGCUCGUUUAUGAUGAUCCUAUAUGUGUCGCGGCUCGAAGAGAUGAAAAGACACUAGUCACAGCCUUAUGGGUUGAUCAUAGUUUUGAUAUUGGAAUGCCUGUUGAUCCCACAGCUAUUUUGUACCAACCUGUAAGAGAUUUGAAUGGAAUUCCCGGUGCAAAAUCUCUAAUAGUUUGCUUGACUGGAUACCAACGGCAAUGUCGAGACGACAUUAUGACAAUGGUUGGCCUGAUGGGUGCACACUUCUCCAAGCCCUUGGUAGCAAACACAGUUACUCACCUUAUAUGCUACAAAUUUGAGGGGGAGAAGUAUGAGCUUGCCAAGAAAAUAAAAAGGAUAAAGCUUGUUAAUCAUCGGUGGCUGGAAGACUGUUUAAAUGCUUGGGAAAUUGUUCCAGAAGAUAGUUAUGAUAAGAGUGGCUACGAGUUAGAGAUGAUGGAGGCUGAAGCUAAAGAUUCUGAAGAAGAAGCAGAAGACAGUCAAGACAUCGCAAAAAAGCUACGUAGAGAGAAUCAAAUCAAUGCAAGCCCUCCUAAUUUGCAAAUUGGAAUGUCAAGAGCGAAUCAAUCUCCCGUAUUAAAAGGGGAGGGUUCAAGGAACCUGCUAAAUACAAGUGCAUCUAAAAGCUUGUCAAAUGUUGACAAUACUAAUGACAUGGUAUUAGCCACUGGAAAGACGAUCACAUCUGAUCAAGCUGCUGCUUUGAAUGAACCACAUGACAGAACUCCAGUUUCUGCCAAGGCUGGAUUCGACUUGCCUUGUACUUCUGGAAGUGCCAAGAAGUCUCCUCCUUCUGAUGUAGCGAAGUUAAGUGCUAUUAGUUACUCAAGGAAAACUAUAAGGAGUACCACACUUCCCAUGUACUCGGGAGAAAUGGAAAGCAAUUUAAGUAGCUUACCAAAAAUAAAUAUGGAAAAAUCCAAUGUCAUGGAUGGUUUUGACCUCUCUUCCUCCAAAGCAGAACAAGAUAAGGAUGGAAGUGGAACUGAUUUUCGUCGUGUCAGAACCACUCUGAAGGGAACUGGCCUAACCUACGAAGAGGGAAAAAUUGGCACUUUGCCUGAAAAGAGGAAGCUGGAUGUUUCUUGUGUUACCUCCAAAUUACAGAAGACGAGGCACAGUCCAGAAGCAUUCAUAUCUAAAGGUCUACACGUGAGCGAUGGAGCUGAAGUGUCGGAACCUGCAUCUUUGUUAGAUGGCCCAUUUGAGGUAAGUAAUCAUCUUUCUCCUGGCAGUAAUGCCCAUUAUAUGGACGGAACUGCUGCUCCGAGUUUUUCGAAUUCUUCUGUCAACUUGUCAACACCAAAGACCUCGAGUUAUACCAGGAGCUCAUUGCCUCACGAUAUGCCGAUUUCUAAAAUUGACAUCUCAGAGAUUAGGCAAGGUAGCAAUGUGGUGGAGGCAUCUCGAGUGUCCUUUGCCGGAUUAAAAAGGACCAGCUUGGCUGGCAAGCCUGAGACCACAGAUGUUACGAGUAAGGUAGAACAUGCUAUGAAUGAAGUUUGGGGGCCACAGAAUGAACUGCAAGAUAUUGAGGUCCCAUCUGCCAGAACCAAAAGCUUAGAGAUUGAGAAAUCCAAUAGUCCUGCUAACUUGGACUUGCGCAAAGGAGUAAAUUCUGACUCACUUUCAAAACCACUUAGGAGAAAGACGGUUGCCAAGAAGAAUUUGGGUUCUAGACCAAAGUUAGGUACAGGUAAUUCUACAAAUGAGAAAGGUCCUAUUUACUUAAAUCAAACUGCCUCCCAAAUGGAUGCUGUAACCUGUUCGAGUGGAGGGGAAAAGACUGCAGGUCGUAAGGAGUUUGUUAAUUCUGAGAAGGUUGAGACGGUCACUCCAAAUGUUACCGUGGGUACAGCAACAGGGACUGGGACAAAUAAUGUCUCAAAACCUGACAAUGAGGCUAAUACCAUAUCCAUGGAUGAUGAAACUGAAGCUCCAGAGGAGAAAGAUGAUCAUCAGUUAGAGGCUUCAGUUAAUGAAGAGAAGUCUGGAAAGGUUGAACCAGCACAUAUGGUAGAUAUAGUGAUGGGAGAGAAAUCAGGUGAGGAUCUUGUAACAAAUCAAACCAAACGUAAAGUUUUGGGUUUGCAUGAUUGUGCAAUGACUUCAGAUGAAAAUGAAAGUGGAACUGGAUUUGAAAAGGCAGUUUGUGCGCAGAGGAUCAAGCUGGGUGAAUCAACCCGUAAGGACAGUGCUGUAAAAGGGAAAAUAAUUAAAGGGAAAAAACAUCCAUCAAGUAAAACAAAGAAAAAGUCUCUUCCUACUGCAACAGAGAUAAGGUCAUCAAAUGAAAGAAUCAAUAGGGAUAACGCCAAUAAUGAAAAAAGUAAGGAGAAGAUUGAAAUUAAAAAAGAGAAAAUUAUUCCAUAUCCAGCAAGGAAAACCAAGAAAAGUCUACCUGUUUUCAGGUCAGAUAACUCUGUGGAGGUGGAGAAGGAGAAGGAGAAGGAGAAUAGGCCUAUUGAUAUUGGAGGUCAAAAUGUCAGUCAUGGGGAACAGCAGGAUGGGAAAUUAGCUUCAAAAUCUAAUAGGACACCUAUGAAGAUUGAUCUGAAGUCUGGUCAGACUUGUCGAGAAAGAGUUCCAAAAGUGAAAGUUGAACCAGUGUGGUUCAUACUAAGUGGGCACAGGCUACAAAGAAAGGAGUUCCAGCAGGUUAUUAGGCGUUUGAAAGGAAGGGUUUGCAGAGAUUCUCAUCAAUGGUCGUAUCAGGCAACACACUUCAUUGUACCAGAUCCAAUAAAGAGAACAGAAAAGUUCUUUGCUGCUGCGGCAUCCGGAAGGUGGAUUCUGAAGACUGAUUAUUUAACUGCUAGCAGUCAAGCAGGAAGAUUCUUGGUGGAGGAGCCCUAUGAAUGGCACCAGAACAGCCUAAGUGAGGACGGAUCAAUUAACUUAGAGGCCCCAAGGAAGUGGCGUCUAUUGAGGGAGAAAACAGGUCAUGGUGCCUUCCACGGAAUGCGUAUUAUCAUAUAUGGAGAAUGCAUUGCUCCUCCUCUGGAUACUCUAAAACGUGUAGUGAAGGCUGGAGAUGGGGCCAUAUUAGCAACUUCUCCCCCUUACACCCGGUACCUCAAAUCUGGGGUUGACUUUGCCAUUGUAAGUCCGGGCAUGCCGCGUGUUGAUAUGUGGGUACAAGAGUUCUUACAACAUGAGAUACCAUGUGUCGUGGCUGAUUACUUGGUGGAGUAUGUGUGCAAGCCUGGGUAUUCGCUUGAGAGACAUGUGCAAUACAACACUCACACUUGGGCAGAGAGGUCAUUUGCUAAUAUGCUAAGCCGGUCAGAAGAGAUUGUUGAGGAGCAGACACCACCCGAAGAUGAUGGUAUUAAUGAUGUACCGUGUCAAGUCUGCGGGUCUCGUGACAGAGGAGAAGUAAUGCUGAUUUGUGGUGAUGAAAGUGGUGGUGUUGGGUGUGGUGUUGGUAUGCAUAUUGAUUGUUGCGAUCCUCCACUUGAAGAGGUUCCGGAGGAAGAGUGGUUCUGCCCAAAGUGUAGCAAUAACAGAAAGAGUGUGAAUGUUUGUGCUGGCAAGAGUAUCAAGAAGAAGACAAGGAGAAAGUGAAUUUGGUCUGUUGUAAUCCUUUUUGGGUUUUGUAGAAGGUACGGUGUCAUCUCAAAUUUGUACAUUCAGUUGUGUAGACAUAAACAUUAGAAGAGUUGCAUGAACCUCCUAAGAGUUAACAACAGGAACCUCUUUGUGGUGGAGCAAGUGAUUUUGCUGUGUUGGUAUUUUUGGUAUUCUGUGUUUGUACGUUAAGUUGUAACAUAUAUCAUUGAAGUUCAUUACAAGAAUAGGUGCUGCACCUAUAUAUUGCAA